Molecule: messenger RNA, 651 nt
Organism: Puccinia triticina
Lineage: Eukaryota; Fungi; Basidiomycota; Pucciniomycetes; Pucciniales; Pucciniaceae
Exons: 9
Coding region: 1-651 (216 amino acids)
Source: RefSeq, a predicted model, not a curated record
AUGAACAGAUUAGCUAUCGUUCUAUUCCUUGCCUUGUCCCUAGCCGUUGCAAAUGCCACCAUCCACACUAUGUGCUUCGACUACUUCCUGAAAAAAGACAAAUGUAUCAAUGGCGCAGCAGGCCCGAACAUCCGAUGCGGGGCUAAAGCCAAACCUCAUCCAAAGCCUGUCUCGACGUUUGUCCUGCAAGGGCCUUCCAAGAAGACAAGGACCAGCGGCAAAGCUCUUGAACGCCGCUACGACACUAACGAAGAUGUAUUAAUCAUGGCCAGUGGCGAAGGUAUAUGUGGACGAUACGAUUCAGAAAAACAGGAUGGAGUUUGUCUUUGGAGUGGGCCCGAACAAGAUCACCCUACCAUCCAUACUGCUGGAUGGCUCAACUCACUCAAGACGUCCAACUGCGGCAAGCAAGUAUACAUCCAAAGACGUGGCUCAAAGAAAGUCUUUUAUGUCCCGGUCCUUGAUGGCUGUGGUUUCCACAAAACAAAGGUAGAGGAGGGAUGUUUUGAGAUCGGUGUUACCCAUUCACUUGCCAAGAAACUCGCCAUUCACCCAAACGAACUCGGUCCCCAUCCAACAGCCCUGGUUGGUGGAUUCACAUGGGAUUUCAACAACCUUGACGGCAAAAACCCCCGAGCCGGACCUGUUUAA